AGUCGGUCCCCCUCUCUGACCCGGAGCGUUGGUCCGUUCUGCUGCAGACGUUAAUCCUCUUUGUUUUCGGUAAUCUCUUAAAUCUGAGAGCAGACUCCGAUCGAACCCUUUUCACCUGCAGCCACACUCCGCUCGCUCCGUCAGGACUCACCUCCAACACCUCACCACGACUCCAACCAGAGACAUCAGAGGAGGUCUGGAAAGUUUUGGAAAGUCUUGAAGAGUUUGUGUCUCUGCUGACUCUGCAUCAUGAUGGUCUUCUUGUUCUUCUGUUUGGUCCUCAGGUCGGAGAGGAGCCUCCAGCUCACCUGAACUUCUGUAAACACAUCCACACCUGUGCUGAAGGUGGCGCUACGACCAUGAAACACCUGAGAUAGAGAAGAUCGAGAACCUUCAAGUUUCCAAACCUGGAUUAGGAAAAAAACGUCAGAAGAUUUAAGAAUUAAAAAAGAGAGAGAGAGAGAGAGAGAGAGAGAUGGGAUUCUCCGACCUUCUUCAGGAGGUGAGUUUAACGACCUGUAAUCAGAUUAUAAUGAUCAGUAAACUGAUUAAGUUGAAACUGAUCAAUCCAAAUUUUGAUCAUUUAAAGUUCUCAUAAGAAUGUUAUGAUUGUUUGUAUCUGAUGAAUCUGAUGAAUCUGAUCACCUGUAAUCUGAUGAAUCUGAUGAAUCUGAUCACCUGUAAUCUGAUUAAUAUGAUUAAUCUGAUCACCUGUAAUCUGAUGAAUCUGAUCACCUGUAAUCUGAUGAAUCUGAUGAAUCUGAUCACCUGUAAUCUGAUUAAUAUGAUGAAUCUGAUCACCUGUAAUCUGAUUAAUCUGAUGAAUCUGAUCACCUGUAAUCUGAUUAAUAUGAUGAAUCUGAUCACCUGUAAUCUGAUGAAUCUGAUCACCUGUAAUCUGAUGAAUCUGAUCACCUGUAAUCUGAUUAAUCUGAUGAAUCUGAUCACCUGUAAUCUGAUUAAUCUGAUGAAUCUGAUCACCUGUAAUCUGAUUAAUCUGAUGAAUCUGAUCACCUGUAAUCUGACUGAACUGUGAUUGGAUUUAAACGGGUGACGCUGCUGUUCCACUGAUUGAUGACAAUAAAGGGGGUGGGGCCUCCAGAGAACUGGCCAAUCAGCAGAGAACCUGGAUGUGUGACCAGAAUUUUUUGAUCAAUCUGUAAACUGAUCAGAGCUAUCCCAUUAGUCUGAUCAUAUUGAUCGAUAAUCUGACCUCAGUGUUGGUUAAUCUGGACUUUAAAGGUUUAAUCUGUAGAAUUUAGCCCCAUAUUCAUGACAUGGAGAGUUUGUUUAUGUCGUUAAUAAGGAUUUGAAUAUUGAUUUGAAUAUUGAUUUGAAUAUUGAUUUGAAUAUUGAUUUGAGUAUUGAUUAAUAUGUAAAUUUGAGUGAUGAUUAAAGUCGUUUGAAUUAUUGAUCAUCGGCGGACAUGUUGGACCGCCAUGUUUUCUACAGGAGCUCAGAGCGGACAAACUAGCAGAACCAAAGGAGUUUGUUAAAGACCCAGAUCAGCUGAUCCGUUUGAAUCAAGUUUAGAUGGUUCUGGUUCUGGUUCUGGUUCUGACAGAUGGAUCAGGAACCAGAGUUCGUUCAGGAUUUGUUGGAAUAAAGGGUCCAGGUGUGUAACCUCUUCUUUUCCCUGGUUGCCAUGGUGAGGUGGGGGGCUUCGGCAGGUACCAGUGGAUCCAUGUGACCCUGAUCAGUUUACCUGGACUCAUGAUGGCGAGUCAGAACCUCCUCAACAACUUCGUCUCAGGAAUCCCCGACCAUCACUGCAGACUGCCGGCCAAUCACAGCCUGAGCAACCUGACGCACCUGCAGGUAACCGACCAACCAAUGAGCACCUGUCACACAGUCAGCUGACCGGUCUGACGGAGGUGACCUGUCCCUCUGAGUCUUCACCUGUCCUCACCUGUCCCUCUGAGUCCUCACCUGUCCUCACCUGUCCCUCUGAGUCCUCACCUGUCCCUCUGAGUCUUCACCUGUCCUCACCUGUCCCUCUGAGUCUUCACCUGUCCUCACCUGUCCCUCUGAGUCCUCACCUGUCCUCACCUGUCCCUCUGAGUCCUCACCUGUCCUCACCUGUCCCUCUGAGUCCUCACCUGUCCCUCUGAGUCUUCACCUGUCCUCACCUGUCCCUCUGAGUCUUCACCUGUCCUCACCUGUCCCUCUGAGUCCUCACCUGUCCCUCUGAGUCUUCACCUGUCCUCACCUGUCCCUCUGAGUCCUCACCUGUCCUCACCUGUCCUCACCUGUCCCUCUGAGUCCUCACCUGUCCUCACCUGUCUGUCCGUCCUCAGGUGGACGAGAAGCAGCUGCUCAAAGUUUUCAUCCCUCCAGACUCUUCAGGAACUAGACUGGACCGCUGUCGGAGGUAGAGUUGUUUCAUUUGAGGUUCUUCAGAGACACACCUGUUCUGAUGUCACUUCCUGUUGCACCUGUUGUUGUUCAGGUACGUGGAGCCUCAGUGGCAACUGUUAGCUGCUAACAGCUCAGCUAACGUUAGCCAGAUCCCGACAGAGGAAUGUUUGGACGGAUGGACCUUCGACAAGUCCGAGUUUCUGGCCACGACCGUUUCCGAGGUAAGGGGGAGGGGUCCAGAAAAGACGAGCUUUGAUUGGCCAACAGGAAGUCCAUCUUAUAAUUUGGUCAUUAUCAUCAUGAAACAGGAAGUCGUAGUUUGCAGAGUAAAACGACGUGUUUGACAGAUGGGCGGGGCUUAAUGGUUCCUGUCUGGUUAUUUCUUGUGUUGAUUUUUGACUCCUCCUUGUCUCGUCUUCUUCUGUGGUUCCCCCUGACCCCUCCCUGACCCCUCCGUUCGGCGUUCUCAGUGGGAGCUGGUUUGUUCGCUCCGCCCUCUUAAACAGAUGAUUCAGACCAUCUAUAUGGGCGGAGUUUUAGCUGGAGCCAUUAUCUACGGAGGCCUGUCUGACAGGUGAGAUACACCUGUCCUCACCUGUCCUCACCUGUCCUCUCCUGUCCUCUCCUGUCCUCACCUGUCCUCUCCUGUCCUCACCCGUCCUCACCUGUCCUCACCUGUCCUCACCUGUCCUCACCUGUCCUCUCCUGUCCUCUCCUGUCCUCACCUGUCCUCUCCUGUCCUCACCUGUCCUCACCUGUCCUCACCUGUCCUCUCCUGUCCUCACCUGUCCUCACCUGUCCUCUCCUGUCCUCACCUGUCCUCACCUGUCCUCACCUGUCCUCUCCUGUCCUCACCUGUCCUCUCCUGUCCUCACCUGUCCUCUCCUGUCCUCUCCUGUCCUCACCUGUCCUCUCCUGUCCUCACCUGUCCUCACCUGUCCUCUCCUGUCCUCACCUGUCCUCUCCUGUCCUCACCUGUCCUCACCUGUCCUCUCCUGUCCUCACCUGUCCUCUCCUGUCCUCUCCUGUCCUCACCUGUCCUCUCCUGUCCUCACCUGUCCUCACCUGUCCUCUCCUGUCCUCACCUGUCCUCACCUGUCCUCUCCUGUCCUCACCUGUCCUCUCCUGUCCUCACCUGUCCUCACCUGUCCUCACCUGUCCUCACCCGUCCUCACCUGUCCUCUCCUGUCCUCACCUGUCCCAGGAACGUCCCAAACUGACCGUCUUUCUCUCUCCUCAGGUUUGGGAGGAGGUCUGUCCUUAUUUGGUCGUACCUGCAGCUCGGCGUCCUCGGCAGUAGCUCUGCUCUCUCUCCUUCGUACACCGCCUACUGUGUGUUCCGGUUUCUGAGCGGGAUGGCGGUUUCUGGGAUCAUCCUGAACGGCGUUUCUCUGAGUACGUGUCCACAAACGCCAUCAGCUUCAGUUUCCUGUUUGUCUGUAUUUCCUCCGUAUUUACCUGUUCAACCGCUCACCUGUCCGUCCAGAGGUGGAGUGGAUCCCCACCAAAGAGAGGACCUUAGUGGGCACGCUCACGUCUUUCUUCUUCACCUUCGGUCAGAUGAUCCUGGCGGGGCUUGCCUAUUGGCUGAGAGACUGGAGGAAUCUGCAGGUGGUCGUUUGUGCGCCGCUCUUCUUGUUCUUCGCCUACAGCUGGUCGGGGUCACCUCUGUGAUUUCAAGUCCAUUUAUUCUGUCCUCUUAUUGGUUGGCUAGCUUUGACCUUCCUGUGCUCUGAUUGGUCAGGUGGUUCGCAGAGUCCGCUCGUUGGCUGGUUCUGAAUAAUCGACCCGAGGACGCGUUAAAGACUCUACACAGAGUGGCUCGAAUCAACGGGAAACAGGAAGUCACUGACAAGCUGACGCUGGAGGUAAACGACUGUCUGUCGUCACGCCGAGAACAUUUAUCCAAUCAGAGGGUGACACUGGUACCAUGUGACCCGCAGGUUCUGCACUCUCACAUGCGUAAGGAGAUCGAGUCGAGUCGUUCUUCGUACACGGCGCACGACCUGCUGAGGACCCGAGGAAUGAGGCGGAUCUCCAUCUGUCUGAUCGCCGUGUGGUCAGAAAUACACCUGCUCCACCUUCACCUGCUCCACCUUCACCUGCUCCACCUUCACCUUCACCUGCUCCACCUUCACCUUCACCUGCUCCACCUUCACCUUCACCUGCUCCACCUUCACCUGCUCCACCUUCACCUUCACCUGCUCCACCUUCACCUUCACCUGCUCCACCUUCACCUUAACCUGCUCCACCUUCACCUGCUCCACCUUCACCUUCACCUGCUCCACCUUCACCUUCACCUGCUCCACCUUCACCUUCACCUGCUCCACCUUCACCUGCUCCACCUUCACCUUCACCUGCUCCACCUUCACCUUAACCUGCUCCACCUUCACCUGCUCCACCUUCACCUUCACCUGCUCCACCUUCACCUGCUCCACCUUUACCUGCUCCACCUUCACCUGCUCCACCUUCACCUUAACCUGCUCCACCUUCACCUGCUCCACCUUCACCUUCACCAGCUCCACCUUCACCUGCUCCACCUUCACCUGCUCCACCUUCACCUUCACCUGCUCCACCUUCACCUGCUCCACCUUUACCUGCUCCACCUUCACCUGCUCCACCUUCACCUUCACCUGCUCCACCUUCACCUGCUCCACCUUCACCUUCACCUGCUCCACCUUCACCUUAACCUGCUCCACCUUCACCUGCUCCACCUUCACCUUCACCUGCUCCACCUUCACCUGCUCCACCUUCACCUGCUCCACCUUCACCUUCACCUGCUCCACCUUCACCUGCUCCACCUUCACCUGCUCCACCUUCACCUGCUCCACCUCCACCUGCUCCACCUUCACCUGCUCCACCUUCACCUGUACCCCACCCCACCCCACCCCCCCAUGAUCAUUCAUGCUCACCUGAGUCCACUCAGCUCUUCUCAUGUGUUCAUUUACCUGCAUCACUUUGACAUGAAUAACCUCACCUGUAAACUCACCUGUGACCUCACCUGUGACCUCACCUGAUUGGACUCACCUGUGUCACUCUCCCCGUACCUUCUAACCUGAUUGGACUCACCUGUUCUUCCUCACCUGUACCACCUGACCUGGGUUCACUCACCAAUCAUGUUUGUUGAUCACAGUAACAGGAAGUAGGAUCAGUGUUUACCUGUCCACCUGUACCAUGUCCUCCCGUCUCUUACCUGUCCCCCCCCCCCCGCAGGUUCUCCACCAGUUUCGCGUACUACGGUCUGGCGAUGGACCUGCAGAAGUUCGGGGUGAGUCACCUGGUUAGCAUUGAUGCUACAUGUAAGCUAACACCUGUAUGUUUGUUUACCUGUCCUCCUGGACCACCUGUUCAUCUCUUUACCUGUCUACAUUUCUUGACCUUUGACCUGCUGACCUGUCCUCCAUCUUUCUCCGCCAUAUUUGCGUUUUGUUACUGCUGUCUUGAAUGCUUCCUCUCUUCUCAUUGGCUGCUGGGGGUUCCAGGUGAAUAUCUACCUGAUGCAAAUCAUCUUUGGAUUCGUUGAUUUUCCCGCCAAAAUGUUGGCUCUGGGCAUGCUCAGUUACCUGGGGAGGAGGAUCUCCCAGGCGACCUGCCUUUUCGUCUCCGCCCUCAUCAUCUUCGCCAACAUCUUCGUCCCCUCAGGUGAGUAAAAACACGGAUGAUCACAUGACUUUGAUUCGCCUCAGUCCAGGUCAUCAGGUGAUCAUGUGACAUCUAAACGCCACCUUCACAGACAUGCAGACCCUCAGGACCACCUUGGCGUGUCUCGGUAAAGGCUUCACCUCCGCCUCCUUCACCACCGUCUACCUGUACACUGGCGAGCUUUACCCCACCGUCAUCCGGUAAGUCUGCAGGUCCAAGUUCACCUGAGAGCGGGCCUCAACUUGACCGUUUCCAUGGUAACGACAGAACGACCCCUCCGAUCACCUGUCCGCCGGUCAUAGAUUGAUCACAUGAUGCGUUUUCAGGCAGACAGGCAUGGGCUUCGUGUCCACCAUGGCGAGAGUUGGUAGCAUGGCGGCGCCCGCCGUCCUCAUCCUGGAUGAGGUGACAUCGCCGAGCUGGUCAUCUGAUCAACUGUUUGAUAGUUUACCAAUAAUCAAUGCUGUGAUUGGACAGAAUCAAGUUUUUGGUUAAAUUAUCAAUAAGUGAUCAGAGCUGUUGAUUGUCCUCAUGAACCAAUCAUCGAUCAAUUAAUUUAUCAACUUAUUGUAUUAUUUAUUGAUUAUUUUAAUCAUUUAUUGAUCAUUUAUCCCAAACUGAGAACGAUGAUUAAAAAAAUACUUCAUUAAAUUCAAAUAAAACUAUUUUUAAAAAUAAUCAAUAACUUAAUAUUUCAAUUCAAAACUAAUCAAUUCUUCAUGAAUAAUCAAUCAGCUGUCAGGUUAUUGAUCUGUUGACCUACAGAUCACUAAUCUGCAGAUCAAAUCAUCACAAAUCUAAACAGGAAGUUGCCCCCCUGGUCUGCUGGUUGUCAUGGUAACCUCUCAUUGACCUCACCUGUCUCUCCAGGUGCUCCCCGCUCUGCCCAGCGUGGUUUACGGCGGCUCGGCCGUGUUAGCCGGCUGCUUCGCCUGUUUUCUGCCGGAAACGCUGAACAUCCCGCUGCCGGACACCAUCGAGGACGUGGAGGAGAAAUGGUGAGCUAAAGCUAAGGUUGACCUUUGACCUUCUCAGGUGUGUUUGGAGCAUUUCCACCUUAGCGACGCUGUCCGACGCUGUCAGUCCCUGGCUGUGUCCGAAAUAAAUCCCUGACCCCCAUACGGGUUUUCACGAUAAACCUGACUCUGUAGUGAACUCAGUCACCGCAGGUUUCCGACACUACAUGGCAAGACGCAAUGCAUGAUGGGAUGCCCACCACUGGUGAGUGACGAUCGGAUGGUCACUACAUUUGGCAAUGCUCUAUGGGAAAUUUAGAGUCGCCUAUAUGGGGCACUGGGAUUGAUCACUGAGGUUUGGGACACCCCUCAAAAUGGCGCUAACCCGCAUGUAGUCGCCGAUAUCGGGGUUAGGGAUCCAUUUUGGUCACAGCUGAUGACGUCUAAAGACGACAGCCGAGCUAAUGACAGCGCUAACUCCUCCUCCUGUCUGCCUUCAGGUCUGAGAUUCGCCCCGCCCACAGAGACAAAGAGGGCGUGUCGCUGAAAGAGGGCGGUCCUUAUGUGUAUGGGGGCGUGGCCACCACUGAGGGCGGGACUUUAAAAGAGCUGAAAGAAGCAGAAGGGACAGGACUGAACGCCCUCUGACCAAUAACUGACCACCGAGAAGGCGGCAGAAACAAACCGAUAAAAAAAACACGUUAAAAAACUUUUCAGGGUUUUUUUUUCCAUAAUUUUUUUUCUUUUUGAAAAAAAAAAAUCGGUUUGACGUAAAAAAAGAUUGAAAAUCAAAAACCUGAUCACAAGUGUAUUGAUUAUCUUUAGAGUUUUCUGAUCAGGAGUUUAUUGAACUAUAGCAAAGGGUUUUAAUGAUAUGAAUUAUUGUCAAAAUGAGUCACUUAUCAAUAAUAAUAAUAAAAUGAUUUUGAUCA
This is a messenger RNA of Xyrichtys novacula (pearly razorfish), 7888 nucleotides long. Lineage: Eukaryota; Metazoa; Chordata; Actinopteri; Labriformes; Labridae. The record is from the annotation of a GenBank genome assembly.